AUGAACCGUGAUCCUCCCCUCGCAGCCCACGGCCUCCACCAAUCCGCCCACCUCGCCUCCUACCUCUCCUCCCCCUCCCAAACCGCCCCUUACCCAACACCCGAGAUCGUCUUUUCGUCCCCGUUCUAUAGGUGUGUGCAGACGGCGUUGCCGACGGCGCAGGCUUUGGGGCUUGUGCUGGGGGAGGGGGAGGAUGGUUGGGAGUAUGACGAGCCCUUGGAACAAGAAGGGCAAGGAGAUGGUAAGAAGGGGAAAGGCAAAAGACGGUCGAAAAAGGGUCUGCACCUCGAACACGGUCUCUCCGAAUGGUACUCCCCCGUCUACCCCUCCACCGGCUUGCACCCCCGCCCCGGCCCCCCGUCCUCCCUCAUCCCCCACUUCCCCCCAGGCAGCAUCAACCCCGCCUACUCCUCCACGUAUUACCCGUCAAGGAAGGGGGAGAGCUUGAAGGAGCUGCAUGAGCGGAUGGAGGGUUUUCUGAAUGCGUGGGUGGGCAGGGUGGAGGGGGAGUAUCCGGAGGUGAGGUGUGUGGUUGUUUUUAUGCAUGCGGCGAGUUUGAUUGCUUUUGGACGGGCUUUGACAGGAGAUAGAGGGAUGGAAAUCGUAGCAGGCUGCGCCUCUACCUCCCUAUACCAACGUAAACGCCCUCCCCUCCCCUCCCCCUCCCCCUUAACCACCCACCUCCCCACACCAACCACCCCCUCCCACCCCUCCCCCUCCAAAACAAAAUUACCACCCUGCGGCACAUCCCAAUACACCCUCCUCCUCUCCGGCCACACCUCCUACCUCCCCUCGGGCCUCGAACGCGACUGGUCCUUCGCCGACGUCGUCCUAAAGCCAGAUGGGGAGGUUGUCCAGGAUAAUGGGGAUGGGGAGGCGCAUGAGGGGGAGGUUUGGGAGGAGGGGCUGGCGGGGGGAAGGGGGGAGGGGGGAUGGGGAGGUGGGUUCGGGAGGGGGAAGAAAAGGGGAGGGGGGAUGUUGGGGUUGGGGAGAGGAGGGCGAGGAUGUGAUUAUGGGAGUGUUGUACUUGUAUAUUAUAUACUGUUCAUGUAA
Molecule: messenger RNA, 1053 nt
Organism: Cryptococcus amylolentus CBS 6039
Lineage: Eukaryota; Fungi; Basidiomycota; Tremellomycetes; Tremellales; Cryptococcaceae
Exons: 3
Coding region: 1-1053 (350 amino acids)
Source: RefSeq, a predicted model, not a curated record